AUAUGAGGGCGACAAACGUACAUGUCAGCAAAAUGUUGCGCUAACUAUCUACGUCAAAAUAGUAUUUCUUCAGGGUACGACUACACACUGACAAGUGUGAGAAGGGUUAGAAAGUUCGGAGACUUUUCACCAGGGAAGCUAGAAAGGCUGUAUAUUCACCAAACAACCAGUGAAACGUUCGACACGACAGUUUUCUUUUGAGCUUCGAUAUUCUUUGGUCUGCAUUUGUCUUUGUUUUUCGACCGAAACUAAGUUAACGAUGAGCUUCCUAUUUGGCAGUCGCUCGUCUAAGACCUUCAAGCCGAAGAAGAACAUCCCAGAGGGCUCCCACCAAUACGAGUUGUUGAAGCAUGCAGAGGCAACGCUGGGGAGUGGGAACCUGAGGCAGGCUGUCAUGCUGCCAGAGGGGGAAGAUCUCAAUGAGUGGAUUGCUGUUAACACUGUGGACUUCUUCAAUCAGAUCAACAUGCUCUACGGCACCAUUACUGAGUUCUGCACUGAGACCAGCUGCUCUGUGAUGUCUGCAGGGCCCAGGUAUGAAUACCACUGGGCCGAUGGCACCAACAUCAAAAAACCCAUCAAGUGCUCUGCUCCCAAGUAUAUAGACUACCUGAUGACCUGGGUGCAGGAUCAGCUGGAUGAUGAGACACUCUUCCCCUCCAAGAUAGGAGUGCCCUUUCCCAAGAACUUUAUGUCUGUGGCCAAGACUAUUCUGAAGCGCCUGUUCAGAGUCUAUGCCCACAUCUACCACCAGCAUUUUGACUCUGUGAUGCAACUGCAGGAGGAGGCUCACCUCAACACCUCCUUCAAACACUUCAUCUUCUUUGUCCAGGAGUUCAACCUCAUUGAUCGUCGUGAGCUGGCCCCUCUGCAGGACCUCAUUGAGAAACUGGGCUCCAAGGACAGAUAAACACCUUCGUCUCUCGCUCUCUUACCCCCCCCCCCCUCUCUCUCUGGCUUUCUGUAACUUCUUCACUUUGCCUUUUCUUUCUCCCAUCAUUCAUUACCUGUAUGUUUUCUCUUCUAGUUUUUUGCUCUCUCCAUCUAGUUGUCUGUUGACAUUAUUUCAGAGCUUGUUUUGUUAAAGCUCACUAAUCUUUAAGGUAAGGUACCAGGGUGUAGUAUAUUAAAUGUCUUUUUUUUGUAGUUUUGGUUAACAACUUCUAUAAUUGGGACCUACUGACCUGUACUGUGGACCAAUAUAAUUUAGGAGUUUAAAUGGAAACCAGCAUUUCUUUCCUAUAGGAUUUACAAGCACAUAAAAAAAAAAAACGUUUUAACUAUCAUGUUUUCAGGUGAGUUUUUAGUCAAUGUACUUAAAUACUGUUUUUUGGAUCUUUUAUCUGCAACAGUUUUUGUAUUUUAGAUUUUUUUUUCACUUAAGAUGAACAAAGUUGCAAAAGUCAGGGGAUAUUGAUCAAUAAAUAUUUGCAGCGUCACUUUUGAUAUACUUGUGAAAUAGAUAAUCUUCCAUAGUUCAUAAACAAUCAGUGCUCGACUUGACUGCUUAGGUGUUGUACGGUAUUUUAAGAGAACGCAAUCAAAGUAUCAGAGGAUGACAUUUUGAAAACAAAUGAAAUGUAGUAUAAUGUGAAUAUUUUGAUCUUACUCAUUCUCAUUUCACUCAAAUAGCACAAAAUGUGCCUCAGUUAUGUUUUUACUAUGUCAAAUUCCUUGGUUGUCUUUGUCCUUAUGCUGGUACUUAAUUGUAAUAUCAAGUAAAUUCCUGUUUUAUUGUUUAUUAAACAUACCUUUACUCAAGCAUGCAAUAAUAGCAAUAGUGCUUGCACCAAUACAUGACAAGGUUGAGUGCGUGAUAAGACAAAAAAAACAAAAAUGACCUAUCUGAGUGUGUGACAUGUUAACUCACCCUAGUUAUUAUGUGUUCAAUCCAGGCACAGUGCUAAAGCAGCAGGGCUGUUGGUUGUGCCACCUUGACGCAAAUUAAAUUGAUCCCAUUCCAUCCAAAUUCCUUGCCACAAAUGGAAUGUUAUUUAAAAAAAAAAAAAAAAAAAAGUUAUUAGUAUUUACCCUCUUCCUGAUUUGGACUGAGUAUAAAGGUCUAGGUGCUACUCCAUUUGAUACCUUAGACAUGCUCCGAAACUUUCGUGACUACUAAGUAUUUUUUAAACCUGCUGCUUUGGGCUGGAUGUGUUAAUGUGUGGUUCAUGCAUGCAUAAUCUAUGAGCAGAAUUGCUGUCUUACCUCAAUUAGCCACGAAAUCCCAAGUUUAAAAGCAACUGUUUUAUGGAAUCGGUGCUGUGCCAUUUUCCCGCAAGUGGGCCAGUCCCCUAGCAAUUUGAGUUCAACCAGUGAGCUCCAGCCCCUUGCCAUAUGAGUGACAGCUAGCAAGAGGCACGUCAUGCUCACACAGCAAAGUGAGAGAGGUUAAUGACGUGUUGCACAUAUCUGCACAUACUUGAUGUAGUAUGUCAUUUUCGGGGACCACUUGGCUCGUUAGUGCUACUUUCAGAACUACUGGCAAAAAAAUAUAGAAAAGUACAGGAGAAUCUUUAAUUUAAUGCAAUGUAAAUAAGCUGUGUAAAAAAAACUUAUCUCAUUUGGCCCCUUGGUUGGAAAAUACAUCCAUGUAAAAAUAUGGUCUACUAGUCAACACAUGGUUUUAAGCAAUUGUAAGAUUAGUGUUUCUUUACAAAUCUCCAGCAUGUUUGUAAUAUUCAUAAGUUUUCCUAAUAUGUGCCUAUGUUUGAUCUGUCACCUGAUAAAGUCACCUGAUAUACCGCCAGUAUGUGUGCUUAUAGAUUUGAUUACGUUCAACAUUGAUUUUGAAUGUGCUGUUACAUUCCCCAUAGGCAAUGAUAUGUUGGGAAUAAGACAAUACACACCAUAUGUUUCUUGAAUAAGUCCAGUGUAGUUUUUUUUUUUGGGGGGGGGGGCUACUUUUUUUUACACUAACUUAAUUUUUGAGUACAUUUUUUUUCCUCCCAGAUAUCCACUGAAAACAGUUUGGCAUGCCAUAGAUUUGGAGUUACAUGUUAUCAUAUUUUUGAUAUUGCUGUUAAACAAUUCAUUUACCUUUGGUUAAGGAAUUUUAAAAAGUGUGACCUUAUAUAUAUAUAUAUAUCACACACACAAGGUAAUUUGUGGGCAAUGUGAUUGUUACAACUGUGAGUCCAAUACUCUGCUGUAAAUAGGACAAUUUACAGAACAUUUAUCUGAACAAAACUGUGCCUUAAAAAUAUUGUCUGAAAUUACAUUAUUCAUAGCAGAAUAGCUUAAUUAACAUUAAAAUGAAUUUGUGGA
Molecule: messenger RNA, 3264 nt
Organism: Salvelinus sp. IW2-2015
Lineage: Eukaryota; Metazoa; Chordata; Actinopteri; Salmoniformes; Salmonidae
Gene: mob1a
Product: MOB kinase activator 1A
Biological process (GO): hippo signaling; positive regulation of protein phosphorylation
Cellular component (GO): nucleus; cytoplasm
Molecular function (GO): protein kinase activator activity
Source: RefSeq, a predicted model, not a curated record